AUGCGUAUCGACUCGUCGCGAUACCGCUACCUCGACCAACAACAGAAACCCAAGCACUUGUCCGCCGGCCAGACCGCGCGGCCCCUGUCGUCGCCCAUCCCUGCCAACGAUCCGCCUUGCUCCCUACCGAGCAAAGAACAGCCAUACGUCACGAUGGACGAGAAGCGCGGCUUCUUCUCCGGGACCCGAUCCUCUCGCCGCGCCCGUCCCCUCAUCAUCAUCAUCCUGCUCGGCAUCCUCGGCUACAACCUGUGGCAGUAUUUCGGCAUCACCUCGAGGAUACGCAUCGACAAUGACAAGGCCGCCGCAGCAAAGGCCGCCGCCGCACCUGGCAAGGCCGCCGAAGCGAACAACGGCGCCGGACUCGCGAGCAAGGUCAACAGGCUGGUGCCCCUGGAAGCGCACAUCAUGAGCAAGUGCCCGGAUGCACGGGACUGCCUGCGAGACAUGGUCCUGCCGGUCAUGAUGCGCGCACAUGACAAGGUGGACUGGAAACUGUCUUUUGUCGGAACACCGACCCAAGAUGACGGCGUUGACUGCCGUCACGGGCCUUCUGAGUGCAUGGGCAACAUUAUCGAGCUCUGCGCGGCGAAGCUCUACCCCGACCCCAAGAUCAGCCUCGGCUUCACCAUGUGCAUCACGCGCUCGUAUCGCGAGAUCCCCGACCAGAGCCUCAUCGAGGCGUGCGCCCUCGAACACGCCAUCGACAUCAAGGUGCUCAACGAGUGCGCCGUCCGCGAAGACGGCGCCUACGGCGUCGGCCUGCUGCGCGAUAGCGUGACGCGCACGGCCGAGGCGGGCGUCACGCUGUCGUGCACGGUGCGGCUCGACGACGAGGUGUACUGCAUCCGCGACGGCGGCGAGUGGACGCAGUGCCCGUUCGGCGCCGGCGUCAACGACCUCGUCAUAGCGAUUGAGAAGAAGUACCGGCAGCGGGCCGUGGCGGCUGCGGAUGCGCGGGGGGAGGACGUUGUCUGA
Messenger RNA from Verticillium dahliae VdLs.17, 978 nucleotides. RefSeq lists its product as uncharacterized. Gene Ontology annotation, molecular function: oxidoreductase activity, acting on a sulfur group of donors, disulfide as acceptor. The transcript has 4 exons. The record is from RefSeq and is a predicted model, not a curated record. The coding region runs from base 1 to 978 and encodes 325 amino acids. Lineage: Eukaryota; Fungi; Ascomycota; Sordariomycetes; Glomerellales; Plectosphaerellaceae.